Molecule: messenger RNA, 1027 nt
Organism: Bacillus rossius redtenbacheri
Lineage: Eukaryota; Metazoa; Arthropoda; Insecta; Phasmatodea; Bacillidae
Gene: MFS16
Product: glucose-6-phosphate exchanger SLC37A2
Exons: 8
Coding region: 53-925 (290 amino acids)
Biological process (GO): transmembrane transport
Molecular function (GO): transmembrane transporter activity
Source: RefSeq, a predicted model, not a curated record
GAGAACUCUGCCACAUUGCUUGGAAUACUGGAUUCUUCUUUUCUGUUUGCAUAUGCUUUUGCAAUGUUUUUCAGGAAUGAUUGGCUCUGGAAUCUUCAGCUAUCUCUUUGGUAUUGCUCGAUCAUAUGAAAUACACAAUUUAUGGUAUUUUAUUUUUGUACAGAUUUUUGCAGGAAUAUUCCAGACAACUGGCUGGCCGGGUGUAGUUACAGUUGUUGGCAACUGGUUUGGAAAGGGAAAAAGAGGGUUGAUUUUUGGUAUAUGGAACUCGCAUACCUCAGUUGGAAACAUUCUGGGCUCUGUGAUUGCUGCCGAAUUUGUGGAAACAGACUGGGGCCUAUCAUUCAUCAUCCCAGGCCUUAUUAUUGCUUUUGGAGGGUUUGUCAUUUUCCUGUUUCUGGUUGCACACCCCUCACACAUUACGUAUCAGGAGACAGACUCAUCACAUCCCAAGGCAUUAGAUAGACACAGUUACCAGCCAGUUGAGUCAGAAUAUUCUUCUGAUAGCGAGUCUGGCUUAGAUGAACUGUGCGCUGAAGACGCACAACUUAUCUAUGGAAGAAAGGGUGAUGCACAGUCCUCCUUGGCCAUGGAGCCGUCAUCACCAACACCUGCUGUCACCACAGAGACAACUGCUGUAGGAUUUCUUGGUGCCUGUAGGAUUCCUGGAGUGAUAGAGUACUCGGCUUGUCUGUUUUUCGGGAAGCUUGUGAGCUACACCUUCUUAUAUUGGCUUCCUCUUUACAUUGGCUCCUCAACUUCCCUCAGUGCCUCACUCAGUGCUGACCUGUCAACAGUGUUUGAUUUUGGUGGCAUCUUGGGUGGCAUAGCAUGUGGAGUACUCAGUGACUACACUGGCAAGAGUGCUGUAGUCUGCUCUGUCAUGCUAAUAUUUGCUGUACCCAUGGUGAGAUUUAGUUCAUAGUAAAUAAACAUUAUGUGUGGGUACACCAUAGGGAAUGGGCAAUACCUAUCUAUCAAAGAACAGACUUCUGAUUUAGGACACUUAACAACGCCAGUCAACAUU